Closterium sp. Naga37s-1 is the source of this 909-nucleotide messenger RNA. The record is from the annotation of a GenBank genome assembly. NCBI's taxonomy places the organism in Eukaryota, Viridiplantae, Streptophyta, Zygnematophyceae, Desmidiales, Closteriaceae.
AUGCAGUGGGGUCUCGGACUGCUAUGGAUCGUCUUCUGUUUGAAGGUGAUGAAGGACUCAGUGGACCGCAUGGAUCGCAGCCUGCAGUCCCUUUUCUUCUACGAGGCUUUCCUCUACUACAACCCCCUCCUCAUGAUCGCGCUGAUGGUGUGGCUGUGGGGCAUCAACCUGUAUGGGCUGGCGCACUCGCGGGUCAGCUACGCCAAGGUGUUCGACCUGGACCACAGCCACCUCACGCACACGCAAAUAUGGCAGGUGUCAGCAGCGCUCUCCCUGGCAGUGCUCUCUUCCAUGACAGCCUACAUGUUCCUCUUCUCCCACGGUCUCAUCAACCUUGCUGCAACACAACCUGUACUGAUGUACUGUUCUCUACCCCUCACCCUCGCCCUGCCCUUUGAUGUUCUCUACGCCCCCUCUCGCGUCUACUUCCUAACCACUCUCUUUCGACUCACCUUCCCCCUGCAACCAAUCACGUUUGCGGAUUUCUUUGUGGCUGAUGUGCUCACCUCCAUGGCCAAGGUGUUGUCUGAUGUGGAGCGGUCUAUCUGCCGCAUGUCCCAUGGCCAGGUGGCGAGUAUAGCAUGGAUGGACGCAGGGGACGUGUGCGGCAGCCACUCCCUCAUGAUCCCCAUCGUGCUCGCCUUCCCCUACGCCUGCCGCUUCUUCCAGUGCCUGCGCCAGUAUUCCGACACCCGCGACAAGUCCUGUCUACUGAAUGCAUUCCCGGUGAUCGUACUAUCAGCCACCAAGUACCAUGUGCCUGUAGAGCGGUGGAGAGCGGUGUACCGCCCGCUCUGGCUCAUGGCCUCUGUGGUCAACUCAUGCUACUCCUACUACUGGGAUAUAUCAAGGGAUUGGGAUUUUGGGUAUGUUCUCUUGCUGUUCCUAUCUCUGGGAGGCACGCCAUAA